Messenger RNA from Python bivittatus (Burmese python), 1550 nucleotides. It is a transcript of the gene MSANTD3, whose product is annotated as Myb/SANT DNA binding domain containing 3. Lineage: Eukaryota; Metazoa; Chordata; Lepidosauria; Squamata; Pythonidae. The record is from RefSeq and is a predicted model, not a curated record.
CUCACUGGACAACCGAAAGAGAGGGAACGGCGUUACUCGAUCAUGUCUUAUUGUUCUAACGAGCGGCGAUGUCGUAAUCAAAAUAAUAAUAAUAAGGAAAUGGAAGCAAAGUGCGUUCUUUUUGCCCAUAACUACAUAUGCUUGGAUUUGCUACCUGUUCUACGCGCGAAAGUAUGGGAUUACGGAUUUUUGCUAAGCAGUUGUUCUUCCCUAAGCUUUCCCACCGUGUCGGAAUUUGAGAAGAUCAGGAAGGAGCGGCUAAUAGUGCGGCGGUGGGAGGGGACAAAGAAGGUCUAGCCUUCUACUCCAGUCUUGAAGAGGGAGCAGAAAAUAAAGGCUGGUAAUGGUGGUGCUUCGAUAAGAGUAAAGCUUGCUGUUGUCUUUUAAAAGCUAAGACUGCUGGCGUUGCAAUUGCAGAACAUUUUUUUUCUUUGUGUCCCAUUACUGGGUCUUAGGAAGUAGUGAUAACCACAACAAUACAAACAUUCUGUUUGGAUCCCGGCUUACGUUCCUCUAUUUGUAAAUCUACGACCGCUAGUGCGCAUGUAAAGUGGUGGGGCGUUCUUUGUCAGGCUAAAAUCUCUGGUUCCUUUUAUCUAAAACGAAGAGGAAAUCGGCAGCAUCGAGGAGAAAGGAAGGGGAAGUCUGAGAAGGCCUUCAUGCACAGAAGUCUGAUUGCUUUGAUAUCCUGGAGAAUUGACAGAAAAUGCAAAACAGUGAAGUAAUAAAGCCUGCCAAAUACUUCUCUGAAGUGGAGAAGAGUGUGCUACUGGCAUUAGUUGAGAAAUAUAAGUAUGUACUUGAGUGUAAAAAAAGUGAUGCAAGGACUAUUGCACUGAAACAACGGACCUGGCAGGCCCUUGCUCAUGAAUAUAAUUCCCAACCAAAUGUAUCACUCCGAGACUUCAAGCAGUUGAAGAAAUGCUGGGAGAACAUCAAGGCUCGGACAAAGAAAAUAAUGGCCCAUGAAAGACGAGAUAAGGUAAAAAGAUGUAUUAGUCCACUUAUAAGUAAUCACAUCCUAGGAAAAGAGAAGAUCACCAACAUGAUACCAGAGCAAGUAUACUUUUUACAGACUCCACCGGAAGAAGAUUCUGAAUAUCAGCCUGAAGCUUCCAGCCAAGAAUCAUUCAGUGUUAUAAACAGAGAACCAUGUGAUGAAGAGAAAGAACUUGUACAUUUCCAGGUAUGUGAAGGUACCUCACAAUCUGAGCCUUCCUGUUCAGCAGUCAGAGUAACUGGCAAUAAAAACUUCAGAAAUAAAGCUGCUCAAGAAAGUGAUUUGAAAAAGAUGCAUGAAGAGGAACACCAUCAGCAAAUGUCUAUUUUGCAGCUGCAACUGAUCCAAAUGAAUGAGGUGCAUGUGGCAAAAAUUCAACAGAUAGAAAGGGAAUGUGAAAUGGCUGAAGAAGAACACAGAAUCAAGAUGGAGGUGUUCAACAAAAAAAAAAUGUACUGGGAGAGGAAACUUCAAACUGUUACAAAAGAAUGGCCUGUUCCAUCUUUUAACAGGCCAUUCCCUAAUUCACCCUAGUACAUACGGCAGCCGG